Messenger RNA from Glycine soja, 721 nucleotides. RefSeq names its product nuclear transport factor 2B. Gene Ontology annotation, biological process: nucleocytoplasmic transport. The transcript has 2 exons. The record is from RefSeq and is a predicted model, not a curated record. Gene Ontology annotation, cellular component: nuclear pore central transport channel. The coding region runs from base 82 to 453 and encodes 123 amino acids. Lineage: Eukaryota; Viridiplantae; Streptophyta; Magnoliopsida; Fabales; Fabaceae.
GGCACCUAAAAGAUACCCGAGAGGGUGUAGAUUUGUAGUAUAUAGAGAGAGAGAAGAGAGAAGAGAGAAGAGAGAAGAGAGAUGGAUCCAGACGCGUUGGCAAAGGCAUUCGUGGAGCACUACUACAGCACCUUCGACACCAACCGGAACGGUUUAGCGAAUCUGUAUCAGGAGGGUUCCAUGCUGACCUUCGAAGGGCAGAAGAUCCAGGGCGCUUCCAGCAUCGUCGCUAAGCUCACUUCCCUCCCUUUCCAGCAGUGCCACCACUCCAUCUCCACCGUCGACUGCCAGCCCUCCGGUGUCAACGCUGGCAUGCUUGUCUUUGUCAGCGGCAACCUCCAGCUCGCUGGCGAACAGCACACUCUCAAGUUCAGCCAGAUGUUCCAUUUGAUACCAACGCCUCAGGGAAGCUAUUAUGUGUUGAAUGACAUAUUCCGUUUGAACUAUGCAUGAAGAUAGACCAUCAUAUGACCUGAAAGGCCAUAGAUGAAGUUUGCCUAUAGCUAGCUGUUUCAGAUUGCACAUUUGAAAUUGAAAAUGGGUUCUUUUUGGUCGGUUGUGUUGAACGCUUAAUUGUGCCUGUUGUGUUUAGAAUUUUCUGUGGUGACUGGUUAAAAAACCCACCUUCAAGGAUAAAUUGUUGAAAGAUUUUCGGAUAUUGGAGUUUAAAAACUUUAAUAUAUUUGUGAUCCGCGAUAUUGAAUCCAAGCAUCUUGAUCCA